ACUUUUCCCUCCCUGGUUUAAAAAUGUUUUGGCUCUCUUAGUUGGAAACAUUUCCAUGCAUUUAUUUGGAAAUAUUUAUGCACAAGUACAAAGAGGCUUGAAGCCCUCUGUACAGAUAUGCUGCCCUUCUGUGACUCUGUCAGACAUGCAGCCCCCACAAGCUGGGGUCAGCGGAGCAUGGCAGAGUCUCAACCUGCAGGUUUCUUCGCCGUAACGGAGAAAAUGAGAAGCUGCUAUGCAAAGUUUCUGCGCAUGAUGACUGCUGCCGAAAUAUGCCACCCACUUCCAUCUUCAGUUCUCUGAGCCUGACGCCCGGUUCUGACCCAGCCUCGGAUCUAUCAGCUGUUUGCUCAAAAGUUCGGCAGAGAUCCCAUGGCUCUUUUACGCAAAUACAUCUGGGUGAUAGUGAUACUGGGGAUGGUUUUUGUGUCGCUGGUGAUCAGCCUCAUCUUCGUCCUCAUCAAUAAGUGUAUUUCCAGAAAAGCAGGCAAACAUCGCAUUUUACAGCUUCAGGAAAGACCUGACUUCAAAAUCGAGAGCAACAAAUAUCAGCUGACACAAUCUGGCACAGACACACCUCCUCUUCCUCCUCGGACACAGUUUCUCAUAGCAGAGGCCCUAAGCUAUGAGAACCUGGCUGAGGAAUGUGAGCAUGACGACCAGAGUGACCACGACUACGAGGAGGCCCUGGACCAGAUGCUCGACUGCGUGAAGGUGCAGGAUAAUCUGCUCUACAAUCAUCCAAACACAAACUCUGGAGUUUCAGUCACCCAGAGCUACGAGAACCUGGCUGAGGAGAACGACUACGAGGAGAGCGUGGAUCCACUGCCGGACUAUGUCAAAGUGGAGGAUGAAACCGAGAUUCUUCCCCCUCCUCUCUGCGAUUUGGAUCCAAAUAUGAAUUGCAAUGGUUUUUUGGGUCAGAGCUACGAAAAUCUGGCCGAUGAGAAUGGCUACGAGGAGAGCGUGGAUCCACUGCCGGACUAUGUCAAAGUGGAGGAUGAAACCGAGAUUCUUCCCCCUCCUCUCUGCGAUUUGGAUCCAAAUAUGAAUUGCAAUGGUUCUUUGGGUCAGAGUUACGAAAAUCUGGCCGAUGAGAAUGAGUACGAGGAGAGCAUGGAGCAGCAGUUGGACUAUGCGAAGGUGGAGGAUGAGUUCACUCCUCAUCAGAACGACGAAGCGAGGGACAACGCCUCCACUGCGUCCACCGAGGACUAUGACGACAUCGGAGGAGAAGAUGAGGAAGACUAUGAUGAUAUUGGAUAAGAUCAAUAUUUAAAAAAAAGGACAAAGACUUUUUUCUCCAACCUUCCUGCUGAGCAGAGCUUUCACAGAUUUCUUUUGUUUCCCCGUCUUUAAUUAUUUUUCACAUGCUUUUAAAAGCAGAACAGCUGGAGAUAACGGUUUGCUUUUUGGACAUUCAGUUCUACUUUUUGAUUCCUACACAACUUAUUUACUGAUCAUUUCUAGAUUUGUUUAUAGCUGUUUUUCAACCUUUUCGAUUUAAAACCUUGUGAACUGUUUUUUUUUGUUUUUUAAAAAUAAAACGUGUAAUUUUAUGUUUGUAAAUUGUACAGCACCGCAUAAAUGUGAUUGUGUUUACAGUGGGCUAAUUUUUGUCUGCCACGAUUUGCGGUUGAAGAGGUGAGGAUGGAAGCCGAGGACCCAGGUGUGGUGCAAUAAUGAUGAUUUUUAAUAAAAGUCCAAACCAACAGAACAGAAUCCAGGCAGCACAGGUGAGCAGUAAGGCUAAGAGCUCAGACACUGGUAGCGACUGGUUACACAGGUGGAGACAAAGACAAAGACAAAGACCUGGCAGGGAGCAAGAGACACAGGCGGGUAUAAA
Xiphophorus hellerii (green swordtail) is the source of this 1846-nucleotide messenger RNA. RefSeq names its product SLP adaptor and CSK interacting membrane protein (gene scimp). Gene Ontology annotation, cellular component: immunological synapse; tetraspanin-enriched microdomain; membrane. The transcript is spliced from 5 exons. Bases 373 to 1266 code for a protein of 297 amino acids. NCBI's taxonomy places the organism in Eukaryota, Metazoa, Chordata, Actinopteri, Cyprinodontiformes, Poeciliidae. The record is from RefSeq and is a predicted model, not a curated record.